CCCUCCUCACUCCCUCCAGAGGAGGUGAGUUUAAACCCCGCCCACGUGACCCCAGCUGGGCCAAUGAACGGCGGCGGGAGGUGAAAUCCGGUUCUAACCGGUCCGGGGCUCCCAGCGCUAUAAAAACUUUAUAAACCCCCCGGAGCCCGAGCAGUGUGAAGAAGAAGAGGCAAGAACGACCCCCGGACCGACCAAAGCCCGCGCGCCGCUGCAUCCCGCGUCCAGCACCUACGUCCCGCCGCCGUCGCCGCCGCCACCAUGCCCAAGAGAAAGGCUGAAGGGGAUGCUAAGGGAGAUAAAGCCAAGGUGAAGGACGAACCACAGAGAAGAUCCGCGAGGUUGUCUGCUAAACCUGCUCCUCCAAAGCCAGAGCCCAAGCCUAAAAAGGCCCCUGCAAAGAAGGGAGAGAAGGUACCCAAAGGGAAAAAGGGAAAAGCUGAUGCUGGCAAGGAGGGGAAUAACCCUGCAGAAAAUGGAGAUGCCAAAACAGACCAGGCACAGAAAGCUGAAGGUGCUGGAGAUGCCAAGUGAAGUGUGUGCAUUUUUGAUAACUGUGUACUUCUGGUGACUGUACAGUUUGAAAUACUAUUUUUUAUCAAGUUUUAUAAAAAUGCAGAAUUUUGUUUUACUUUUUUUUUUUUUUUAAAGCUAUGUUGUUAGCACACAGAACACUUCAUUGUUGUUUUUGGGGGAAGGGGGGCAUAUGUCACUAAUAGAAUGUCUCCAAAGCUGGAUUGAUGUGGAGAAAACACCUUUCCCUUCUAGUUUUGAGAGACUUCCUCUUGGCUCCCAGGAGGAGGGAUUCCCUGACUUUGACACACAUGGCCACCUUGGCACAAAAGCCUUGUGGUAUGGAAAAACAAAUUUGUUUUUAUGUCCUCUUCUCCCUUUCCAUCUUUCAGCAUAGACUUAACUCCCUUAAGCCCAGACAUCUGUUGGGACCUGACCCCUAGUCAUUGGUUACCAGUGUGUCAGGCAAUCUGGACUUUCCAGUGAUGCCACUGAGAUGGCACCUGUCAAAAGAGCAGUGGUUCCAUUUCUAGAUUGUGGAUCUUCAGAUAAAUUCUGCCAUUUUCAUUUCACUUCCUGAAAGUCAGGGUCGGCUUGUGAAAAGUUGUUAAACAACAUGCUAAAUGUGAAAUGUCAACCCUCACUCUAAACUUUCCCUGUUCAGAGCAUCAGAUGAAGACUUCAUUGGGUUUUAUAGUGGCUUUCUGAUUUUUGGUAGUCCAUUGAAGAAGGGAGUUUGAAAGUUGUUGUAUACUGUUAACGAUUGUCUGCCCAUGUCCUGCCUGAAAUACCAUGAUUGUUUAUGGAAAGUAUCUUUAAUAAAGCUGGAUACAGUUUGGCUUGGAA
Messenger RNA from Pongo pygmaeus (Bornean orangutan), 1356 nucleotides. It is a transcript of the gene HMGN2, whose product is annotated as high mobility group nucleosomal binding domain 2. The transcript has 6 exons. The record is from RefSeq and is a predicted model, not a curated record. Gene Ontology annotation, molecular function: nucleosomal DNA binding. Gene Ontology annotation, biological process: chromatin organization. Gene Ontology annotation, cellular component: nucleus; chromatin. The coding region runs from base 259 to 531 and encodes 90 amino acids. Lineage: Eukaryota; Metazoa; Chordata; Mammalia; Primates; Hominidae.